AUGACGUGCCAAGUGCAGCUGGAAAUAGCUGCACAAAUGGCCAUGGACCAUUGCAAUGUGGUGAAGUGUUGGAAUGUGGAGAUUGAGGAUGACCAUAUACAUUUGAUCUUGGAGUACUGUUGUAAUGGAGAUUUAUUUAAACGUGUUCGAGGAGCAUCUAAUCGGCACUUGAAUGAGCGCGAAGUAUUUCGUUUGUUCCUGCAGAUAGUGUCUGGUGUGCAUCAUAUACAUUCAUUAGGAUUCUGUCAUCGAGAUCUGAAGUUAGAAAACUUGCUACUGGAUGAGCAUCACAACUUGAAGAUCGCUGAUUUCGGAUGGGUAUCUAGAAUUAAUGGUUUCCGACGUAACUUUAAUUUUUGUGGUACUCUUGAUUAUCUUGCACCCGAGAUGAUUACGGGUAGUGGACAUGAUUGGCGUGUGGAUAUAUGGGCUAUAGGUAUUUUGUUGUACGAGUUGAGCUGUGGAAAACCACCAUUUCUAUCCACAUCACAUUACGAACUUCUAAACAGAAUCCUCAAUGUCAAGAUUCAUGAUGAUCACAUAAUCCCCGUUACAUUACCCACUAUCAAACCCGACUGCUUGGAUGUUAUCAAAUACCUACUCAGAAGCGAUCCUCGAACCAGAAUAGAUUUGCCCGACCUCUUACACUUGCCCUGGAUACAUCGAAUGCUCAAACAAGAAUAUCGGGCUUUCCUCCAGACCUUGCCGCUAGAACCUGCUCCAAAAUCUACCACCAAAGAAGCAAUUCAAGCCUCCUUCUGCAAAUGCAGAACCGAUCACAUCCGCUCAGAUCACCACCCGUCACACCACCACCCGUCACACCACCACCCGUCACACCACCACCCGUCAGACCACCAUCGUUUCGGAAACAACCUGCCGCCUGACCGACCCAGAAAGUCUGAACCACCAACCAAGUCAGAACCACCAGCCAAGUCGGAACCACCAGUUAACUCAGAACAACCGGCAGAAACCACGACGCCGAGUCGGCCACGUAAGUCCGUGUGCAUUCCUGACGCCAGCCGACCAGGAACUCUUUCAAAGACGGAACGAUCUCAGCAAGAACGAUCUCAGGUCGAACGAUCUCAGCAAGAACGAUCUCAGCAAGAACGAUGUCAGCAAGAACGAUGUCAGCAAGAACGGUCUCAGCAAGAACGGUCUCAGCAAGAACGGUGUCAGCAAGAAAGAUGUCAGCAGCAUCGGUCCCACCAAGACCACAUGGUCCCCCACCCGGUGCAGCCGAGGAAUCGGGCCGCGGAUGCCUCGCAACCGAGUAACCCCAUACCGGGGGCCCGCGGCCGCCGUGAACAGCGUCUCCAUGAUUUGGAACCCGAUAACCAGUGGCUCGAGUCGAGCCACCAGCAAGAUCGUCAGGAAGACCGUCAGGAAGACUGUCAGGAGGACCGUCAACAGGAACAUCCAGAGGAUCGUCAAGGAGACCGUCAGGAGGACUACCUUGGUAACGAUGCCAAGCUGGCUCACAGUAUACGGUCGCAGUACCCGGACGACACAACCGACGAUGAUCAGGGCUCGGACGGCCACCAGGGCACAUGCGAAAAUCGAUCAGAGGAUCCCUCACCGGAUGCACCUCACCACCCUAAUGGGAACAAUCCUAAUGGGAACAAUCCUAAUGGGAACAACCCACAGAGGAACAACCGUGGUGGAAACAACCCUUCGCAGGCUGCGAGGUACGAGCCUGCACGACGCCCAUCUGGUUUUGAUGGACUGUUCUACGGUGGUGAAAACGGGGGGGGUGGUGAAGACCGAGGGGCUGCCCGAAAUAGCACAGUCCACAGAGGUCGACGUGAAGAAGGCCAGCCGACGCAGCCUGCAGUAGACUACCAUAUUUCGACUGAGUAUAACGUCACAGGAGACUGCCGGGCUUGCGGACAGGCAGGCACGCAGCUUCCAGAAAAGUCGCUAGUGCUGCAGUCGACGGCACGCGAAGAAUCGCAACAAGGCUCGUUUCAGGAGGUUUUGCAAGGCCGCUCUUUCAAUGAAGUCGGUACUCAAGAGGAGGACUUAGUUCCAGGGGUGAGUUAA
Gregarina niphandrodes is the source of this 2040-nucleotide messenger RNA. Its product is annotated as protein kinase. Gene Ontology annotation, cellular component: spindle midzone; spindle microtubule; spindle pole centrosome. The record is from RefSeq and is a predicted model, not a curated record. Gene Ontology annotation, molecular function: protein kinase activity; ATP binding. The coding region runs from base 1 to 2040 and encodes 679 amino acids. Gene Ontology annotation, biological process: mitotic spindle organization; regulation of cytokinesis; protein phosphorylation. Lineage: Eukaryota; Apicomplexa; Conoidasida; Eugregarinorida; Gregarinidae. The transcript is spliced from 2 exons.